AUGCUUUUUUCUGCCGUAGUUUCUUCGGCUUUGCUGUUUGGGGGUGGUGCCGUUGCGCAGUCGACGCCUCCGGGCUUUGUGCCGGCUGUGAAUAAGACGCUGGAUGUUUAUUAUGGAAGUACUUACAUUACUCCCGGUCUGCUGGUGCGGAAGUCUGUCACUGCAAAGGCACCCACCAUUGGUGUCACUGGCGAGACACUGACUGGCAAGUACCUGCUGGCGAUGAUCGGUAAGUUAAAACCCUCAAGCCGGACCGGACGCACCACAGUCCUCCACGCCCUCCUGCAAGACUACACCCCAUCCGGUCAAGUCCAGAACGGCACAAACGUUCUUACCACCAAGGCAACUGGACCGUCAUCAUACUUCGGUCCGGCACCACCCGCUGAGACUCCCAAGCACCCGCAUAACUAUAUCUUCCUCUUGCAUGAGCAGCCGUCGAACUUCGCGGUCCCUGCUGCCCAUAGACAGGUUGUGCAGAGCAGGCUCGGCAUUGACUGGUCCAAGUUCAUGAAGGAUGCAGGGCUCAGUGAUCCGUUGUAUGCGAAUUACCUCCAGGUGCAGAGCGGCGAUAACACCAAGAGAGAGAUUAAGUUCGAGGCAUAAGUAUUCGGCCUUUUCAAGGGACCAUGCCAUAAAAGAUUCCCAUUGUUGGGGGGACAUCUUG
Westerdykella ornata is the source of this 664-nucleotide messenger RNA. Its product is annotated as PEBP-like protein. The transcript is spliced from 3 exons. The coding region runs from base 1 to 603 and encodes 200 amino acids. Gene Ontology annotation, molecular function: phospholipid binding; peptidase inhibitor activity. Gene Ontology annotation, biological process: regulation of Ras protein signal transduction; regulation of proteolysis. Lineage: Eukaryota; Fungi; Ascomycota; Dothideomycetes; Pleosporales; Sporormiaceae. The record is from RefSeq and is a predicted model, not a curated record.